Messenger RNA from Lagopus leucura (white-tailed ptarmigan), 1125 nucleotides. RefSeq names its product Sp5 transcription factor (gene SP5). The record is from RefSeq and is a predicted model, not a curated record. Gene Ontology annotation, molecular function: RNA polymerase II cis-regulatory region sequence-specific DNA binding; DNA-binding transcription factor activity, RNA polymerase II-specific. Gene Ontology annotation, biological process: regulation of transcription by RNA polymerase II. NCBI's taxonomy places the organism in Eukaryota, Metazoa, Chordata, Aves, Galliformes, Phasianidae.
UCUCCGGGCGCAGUAGCCAUGGCCGCGGUCGCCGUUCUCCGCAACGACUCGCUUCAGGCUUUCCUCCAGGACCGCACCCCCAGCGCCUCCCCGGACGUGGCCAAGCACUCGCCGCUGGCCCUGCUGGCCGCCACCUGCAGCCGCAUCGGACAGCCGGGCGCCGCGCCCGCCGAUUUCCUGCCGGUGCCCUACGAGCCGACGCUCGGAUCUCCCUCCAGGAUCUUCCACCCUUGGGGCGGCGAGAUGCCCGCGCACUCCCCGGGGGGGCUGCCGCCGCCGCACCCCAGCCUGGGGCUGACCCCGCAGAAGAGCCACCUGCAGCCGUCCUUUGGGGGGGGGCACGAGCUGCCCCUCACGCCUCCCGCCGACCCCUCCUACCCCUACGAGUUCUCCCCCGUCAAGAUGCUGCCCUCCUCCAUGGCCGCGCUGCCGUCUGCCUGCCCCCCCGCCUACGUCCCGUACGCCGCCCAGGCCGCGCUGCCGCCCGGCUACUCCAACCUGCUGCCGCCCGCGCAGCCCUGCCGCCAGCUCUCUCCCAACCCGCCGCCCGAGGACCUGCCCUGGUGGAGCAUCCCGCAAGCCGCCGCCCCUCCCGGCUGCGCCCACCGCUUCCCCGCCGCCGCCGCCGCGCUGCCGCGGGGCCUGGUGCUGGGCCACUCGGACUUCGCGCAGUACCAGACACAGAUCGCCGCCCUGCUGCAGACCAAGUCUCCCCUGGCGGCCACGGCCAGGAGGUGCCGCCGCUGCCGCUGCCCCAACUGCCAGGCGGCCGCGGGCAGCGCGCCGGAGGCGGAGCCGGGCAAGAAGAAGCAGCACGUCUGCCACAUCCCGGGCUGCGGCAAGGUGUACGGCAAGACCUCGCACCUGAAGGCGCACCUGCGCUGGCACACGGGCGAGCGGCCCUUCGUCUGCAACUGGCUCUUCUGCGGGAAGAGCUUCACCCGCUCCGACGAGCUGCAGCGGCACCUGCGGACUCACACGGGCGAGAAGCGCUUCGUCUGCCCCGAGUGCGGGAAGCGCUUCAUGCGCAGCGACCACCUGGCCAAGCACGUCAAGACGCACCAGAACAAGAAGCUGAAGGCGGCGGCCGACGCCGUCAAGCGGGAGGAUUGCCGCGACCUGUGA